AUGGUUAGUUUGCUUGCUACCUGUACCAACCUCCUCAUGAUCAGACAUGGAAAGUCCAUUCACCUGCACAUACUCGCUAAUGGUAUAGAAUUGCAUGUUGCUUUGGGUACUGCCCUGCUUAAUAUUUUAACGAUAUUGAAUUGCACGUUGCUCUGGUCAUGGACUGCCACGAUUUCCAGCCUCACAGAAACUGGCGAUAGAGAGGAAUCUAUUUCUCUGUUUACCAGAAUGGAAGAAACUGGUCUGAGGCUUGAUGACAAGUCAUUUUCAGCAAUCCUGUGCAUGGUUGACUUAUAUGGGAGCACUGGGAAGAUUGAAGAGGUUGUAUCAGAUUAUUAUAGGAUGCCUAUGGAACCAAACUCUGUUAUAUUGGGGAGUUAUCUUAGCUCUUGUAAACAACACGGUUUAAAGCAACUUCCGUCUUCUGGUCAAAAUAAAGACCAACCUUGGAGGAAACUAUAUAUUUGCAGCCAGUGUGUCAUCCCUGUCUGGAUAUUGUAA
Molecule: messenger RNA, 501 nt
Organism: Olea europaea var. sylvestris
Lineage: Eukaryota; Viridiplantae; Streptophyta; Magnoliopsida; Lamiales; Oleaceae
Product: pentatricopeptide repeat-containing protein At5g59600-like
Exons: 3
Coding region: 1-501 (166 amino acids)
Biological process (GO): RNA modification
Molecular function (GO): RNA binding; protein binding
Source: RefSeq, a predicted model, not a curated record